CGUGGUAUAAAGAGAUGUCGAGGAUGUGGAUGGGCAUGCAGAAGCUUACGUGGCAGUAAGCAGCAAUUUUCUCUCGCUUCGACGUUACGUGAGCUAGCUUAAAAUCUUCAGCAUGAAUCUUGUAGCAAACAAAAUCGCUCUCGUCACCGGUGCUUGCAAUGGUAUCGGCAAGGCGGUCGUGGAGGAAUUGGUAUCGAAGGGACUCAAAGUCGUCGGCCUCGCCAAUGAUAUAAACAAGCUGAAGAAUUUCGCAGAUGAGUUGAAGAGUAAACCUGGCAAGCUUUAUCCUCUUCAAUGCGAUUUGAGCCUUCCUAACGAGAUUGAGGGCGCAUUGGAGUGGAUAGAAAAGAAUCUGGGAGGCGUGGAUAUUUUGAUAAAUAAUGCUGGCAUCAACUUAGAUUGGUCUAGCAUCAAUGGCGGUAUACAGGAACUUAAGAAGACUCUUGACAUCAACGUUCUCGGCAUAGCGUGCAUCACCAAGGGGGUCCUACAGCUGAUGAAGAACAAGGGAAUCGACAACGGUUGUAUCGUUAAUGUUAACGAUAUAUGCGGUUUGAAAUGGUUGCCUCUUGCUUCCGACCGGCCUAUUUCUCCGGCGUAUGCUUGCAGCAAAUCCGCGCUGAGUGCGUUGACCGAAUGUCUUCGUCUAGAAUUGGCCCAGAACGAGUCUAACAUCAAAGUAAUUAGCAUUUGUCCUGGCUUGGUGGAGGUCGAGAACAAUCAGCAAUGGUUGAAAGAAAAUCCACGAGUGACUCUGAAACCGAAGGAUGUGGCGGACUUUAUUAUCUAUUCAUUGCAGACUCCAGAAAACGUGCUUGUCAAGGACCUCAUUAUCACGCCCAUUCGGGAAAUUUGAAUUAACACCGGAUGAAAUUGUUGUCUAUGAUAAAUAUUGUAAUUAUUAGAGCACAUAUGAUAUGGCAAAUCAAAUAAAGUGCUAGCAAUUCUUAAAUA
This is a messenger RNA of Pogonomyrmex barbatus (red harvester ant), 954 nucleotides long. Its product is annotated as farnesol dehydrogenase-like. The record is from RefSeq and is a predicted model, not a curated record. Lineage: Eukaryota; Metazoa; Arthropoda; Insecta; Hymenoptera; Formicidae.